ACACACAUCAAAAAUGUUGGGCUAUACCGAUGUUUUUUUACACACAUUUCACGCAUAAGAAAUAUCUCUAAAUUAUUUAUAUCCAAAAAUCCAUAAAAACAACGGAUGUUAAAACUACAAGAACCAGUGCAAAAUGGCUAAUCCAUGUGUUAUGCCCGGUCAACUUUCUGGCAAAUCUUUCUUGGCCAUUGAAAAUGCAACUAAUGGUUUGAGCUCAAGCACCGACAACCCUGAAAUAUCAAUGGAUCUAGGGCAGAGAACUAAGCUCAAGAAAAGUGCUUCGUUCACAGGUCUUGGAUCCCAUUUUGUCGGUCUGACGCUGAAUCCGGAAAGGAGACGGAGGGUUUCUGGCGGGGAUUGCGAGUACUAUCAGCAGCCGAAUUUACUGCGAAAUCCAUUGGUCGUUAGGAGUGGUAAUAUACCAGAUGAUGAAGAGUGCCAUCCCAAUUGCCCUUAUCGAGGAAAUUAUCAAGCACAAAACAAUUGCGAGCAGCCAUCGAAUCAAUAUUAUGAUCAUCGCUAUCAGCAUGAACAACCUGCACAGAAUCAAUCGUGUUAUUGUGACAAUAGAACACCCCAACAGAGCCAUGGGCAACGCACCCAAUCCCAGCCAAAGGAUCGACAUGGAAAUGAACAACCUGCACAGAAUCAAUCGUGUUAUUGUGACAAUAGAACACCCCAACAGAGCCAUGGGCAACGCACCCAAUCCCAGCCAAAGGAUCGACAUGGAAAUGAAUGUGGAUGCGAUCAACCAUCGGGCAGAAGAGCUUACAGGACACCCUCCUCGCACUACAUGGAAUACAGGGAGUUUCAGCACAGUCCCAAACACAAUCCUGCUAUAGAGAAACAUAGAAAAUAUAGUGAAUGUCCUCCAGAGUCACAACGAAAGAAUCGAGAAUUGCAAAAGAAGACCUCAGAGUGCAGUUGUGGAUCUCCAGAACGCAAAAGAGUUCAGAAAACUAAACGAUUGCAAAAACAACCAUCUGAAUGUAGCUGUGAAUCUGAAGAAAAGCAACAUGUUCAGAGUAAACGAUUGAAGACAUCAUCAUCCGAUUGCAGCUGUGGGGAUGAACGUUCAUCGAGAAGACCGCAAGUUCAUAGAAAAAGUACCCCGGACAAAAGUUAUUACCUAAGAAAACCAAUUCCAGCAGCUCAAACUUGUUCCGUUCGUUGCCAUGCUCGUUCCCACAUUCAAGGACCACCACCUCCACCGGCCCCAAAACGAAAAUGUCCUGCUGCAACACCGCCACCGGUGUGUAGAAAACCCACACCCAAGACCAAGCCAACGAAUACGCCAAAAGGUAAGACCAGGCAAUGUGGUGCCUGCAAUCGCUGUUCCGACGUAGAAAGCGAUGCCAAUGACUACGUGGAGCACCAUCGUUCCCGCACGGAGGUACUUAGGAAUCCCCUGAUUCAAUCUCGUUCGGAGUAUGAUGACAAUGGUGUUCCUCCCUACGAGAGCUAUAGCGAAGAGUGUCCUGUCCAGCGAAGAGAACGAUCUCCUAGUUGCAAGCGAACCAAUCCAGAGAACCGUAGUCGUAAGGAACCACCAAUCUGUUCCAAUGAAACCCUAAUGGAAAAGCCGGUGAAAAGCUAUCGAUUUAGUUGCCCCGAGAAUGGCAAAUGUGCGUCAUGUCGAAAACUUUGCCCGAAAUGCCACAAGGCUUUGGCUCAAAAGAAGAAAACUUCUUCGGCCAAGAAGUGCGCAGCAUCGGUGGCCCAAAAAUGCUGUCCCAUGUGCGGAUUACUACCCAUGAUGCCGAAUAUUUCCAUUCCGGACGUUGGCAGUGGCAACCGCAUUAUCUACAAGACUCUGGGUAGAUGUCGACCGAGGAAAUUGCCCAAGACACGAUACGAAUUGACCAUUUGCUGUAAGAAACGCUGCCAGGGAGGUCGGAACUCACACUACAUGACGGGCACUGUGGCUACGAGUUUGAAAAAAAGGGCCAAGGCGGCAAUGACUGGGGUUAAUCCAGUGGCGCCACCGCGUAUGUCAAGUCACAGACAGGGUGUCAGACAAUCCCCUUUUCCACCUCUGAAUAUGCCCAGUCAUCCAGUAUCGCAGCCGACAGGACACGUCAGGAGUGCGAGCCGAGCAGGUCACUCGUAUUUAGACCAGGAUCGCUCUAGUCCAUCAACUUCUGCUCAGCCACGUGAGAGACCAGCUGCUCCGCCACCAUUUAAAAUGCGUUCUCCUUCUGCGAACGUGGUGCAGAAGUCAGAGAAACGGGAGGGAGAAAAGUACCAGCAUCCUUCGCAGCAAAGAACAAGGACUAUGCAGCCCGUUAUAGAGAUUCAUAGUACUCCCAAGGAACAAGCCACUGCAUAUAGAUCACAACCAGAACCAGGACCAUCAAAUAGAUCCCAAAGAGAACCAACGAAUAGAUCCCAAACAGAACCACCAGCAUCCAGUCGAUCUAGACCUGAAACCCCCGAUCUACCAACAUCUUUGAUAGCACCCGCUUCAAUGGAUGCGGAGAUAACCGAACCCGUUCGACGUGGAGCUUCCUAUUUGGGCACUGAGUUGAAUCCCUUCUACAGGGGUAGUUUUCUUAGAGUUCGUCACUCAAGGGAUUCACCUCAGAGCCGCUUGAGUCCCAUUCACCAGAGAGGGGAGAUCUCGGAGGUGCCCAGGCCGCCAACAGUUCCUGGAAUGGGUUUACCCGUAAAGUAUACGAGGUUAAGUCAGCUGCAGGCAUGGGUAUUUGGAGACCCCUUCGUAAAGGGUAAAACCAAUACGGGAACCUGGAGCUGGCGCCAAAUUUUUGGCCGCAAAAAGAAGAGUCCUACUACCAAGGAUAAGCCAGCUAAGACAAUGGACGCCAGUACAUAGGCUUAGAGUCUGAUGUCUAAAUAGUAACUCUUUUAAAAAUGAAACAUUUCGUCAAAAACAAAAUUAUGGGCCAUUUCCGAAGUUCAGAGCAGCAGAGAAAAGAUGCGGGCCAGGGAAGUCAAACGGAUCGUUCCCAAGAUAGUCAGGCCGAGGUGUGUCCAAAUCCACGUCCUCCUCCCCAAAGAUCGUGUCCUGGUAGCCAGAAUGAACCAGAGAAAAUGUACGUUCUGAAGAACUGCGAUCGAUGUCAGGACUAUAAGGUGCAACCUUGCAAUUGGAAUUGUAAGUGUCGAAAGAAAAGGGCUCCCUGCACAGGUCAGUGCAACAUUUCGUAUCAGGAUAGAUCGCCAACGCAUUCCCAGGACAGCAUUACAGAAGCGGUGAUACCAAGGACCACGUCCUUGUCUGAGCCAUCAAAGUCCUUACAUGACCUUGCCUCAGAUCGUCGAAUGGGCGGCAACUGUCCCAUAUGCCAAUUUUGUGGUCAAGAGGAGAUCCGUCAGCCAGGACAGAAUAUGUGUGCACAGUGCAAUGAGAAGAUCCAGGCAGCCGUAGACAAUUACCAUGUGCAGUGCCAAGGACAAUGUCAACCGAUAGCGGGGCAGCCGUGUCCUUAUCAACAAAAUCAACCGCAAUACCAGCCACAACUACAGCCAGCUGAUCAGUGGCAACAGUUGAGUGGAAAUCCAUAUGAAAACGGUCAACAGCGUCAGGGAGAACAACCGUUCAACAUAAUUGUGCUUCAGGAUUGCAACAAUCAUUCGCUGAUCGAUCAGCUAACAGCUGCCAUAAACCGCGGUGGCGGUCAAGUGAAUAUACAAACGGGAGCUCAGCAAUCUGAAAAUAACAACUACUCAAAUAACUACCCCAAUAACUAUUCCAAUAACUAUCAAAACAAUCCGCUAUCUGGUUAUAUAGACUACGAGUACGUAGACCUUAAUCGCAAGGAAUAUGGUUACGAAGCGGAACGAGACGAUCGCUACGACUAUGGAUAUGAUCCUUGGCGCCAGGAUCCUUACUACCAACGAGAUGGCUACGACGACGACGGGUAUCAGAACUACGGAUCAUGCAACAGCUACGAUUGUCCCGCCAAAAACAGUGUCAACCAGAAAUUAGAAUCCCCAGACACCAACAAUCAAACUGAUCAGCCUUGGAACCAGUCAUACGAUUAUGGCCAAUCCAAAAGUUGCACCUGCAGCUGCCAAUUCUGUCGCAAGGCUUUCGAAACCAAGGAUAAGCUGGCUCUGCUCAUUGCCCAGGCUUUAGAGAUCUUCAUUAGUAAUAAUAAUACCAAGGAAGAAAAGAAAAGUGAGCAGACCAAUAAGACUAAAGCAAAGAAAAAGAAGGUGGCAAAGAGCAUAGGUGCGGAAUCAGGCGAAAAGACUGCACCACAGUCCAAGCAGGAGAGUUCCGAGCACGUUGGCAAUUUGCGAACGAAGGAUACUCCAAGGUCAAAGGCGAAGGAAACUCCAAAGGAAACUCCACAGUCAAAGACGAAGGAAAAUGCACAAGUCAAAGAAACUCAAUUGGGAAACGAAAAGAGUAGUAAGGGAAAAUUUAGCUACCAAUCCACGCAAAGUAACAAGACGAUUUCCAUCCAAAGUUCGGCACCCAAAGUAGCCAAACAUUUGGGACACCAAUUCAAGGUGGCAGCGGCACACAACGAAUCCAGCCACGAUGAAGAUAGCAUGGCAUCCCACAACAAGACACCAUCAUUUUUCCUGCCCAACUGCGAGGAACAUCGCUGCAAGCGCAAUUGCAAUGGGCUUUGUUCGCGAAAACCGCAUGAUUGUGGUAAAGGUUGCAAGUCGAGAUGUCGCGGUCCCUGCUCCAAAUCAGGCGGAGGUGAUGGGCGUAGCCGCAGGAAGGGAUCGAAAAACAAGCAGCGAUCCAAUCAGAGGCAUUCCCGUUGCCAGCAGUGCAACCAGGGUGAGGGUCGCCAGUGGCAGGAAGUUAGCGCCAACGAUUGUCCGGCGGGCAUGAAAACCGGGAAUCGAAAUGCUGGAGGCAGCGGCGUUGUUAAGAACGCACUCUUGGGACUCAGUCCCAUUGCCCACUAUCGACCCGGAAUGCUGCAGUUUCCCGUGAAUUACCUACUGGCGGGCACCAAUUUCCGGCGAAGGCUCGUUCGCACCGCCGCCGGCGUAACGUUGCACCAGAAUCCGUACUCGAACGAGGACGAUGCCAAGGAUCUGCCCAGCUUUCCGUGCCGCCAGAAGACUAGCAGCCCCGACUGUCGAGCACCCGUUAAAAAGUGGCUCUGAGCUCCAGAACGCGUCGUCGAAUUAUAUGCAUUGUAGCGUAUCGAAGGACGUAGAUGGUUAUCCUUCGAUCCAUACAGUGCAUACGUUCGCCCAGACGCGUAGUGGCUUAUAGUUUUCUUUUUCCAAAUUCUUAAGUAGUUCUGAUUAAUAUUUCACAAAUGC
Drosophila melanogaster (fruit fly) is the source of this 5259-nucleotide messenger RNA. RefSeq lists its product as uncharacterized. Bases 2899 to 5097 code for a protein of 732 amino acids. The record is from RefSeq and is marked reviewed. The transcript has 4 exons. Lineage: Eukaryota; Metazoa; Arthropoda; Insecta; Diptera; Drosophilidae.